UGUCUGCCGAGUUUGGGGAGAUAUUUCUAGCAAUGGCCUCAGCUUGCCCUCUAGCACGAAAUGUGACCCUGGAGCACUGAACUCUGGCCACACACCUCGGAACACAGCCCAGACCGUGCUCUGCUGAGUAUCAGACCCUGUGUACUGCCAGCCAGAACGGGCCAGCUCCCUCCUACCCACAAAAUCCAAACCAGCCUUCUCCCCCGGUUCUUUCGCUGCUGUCUACCUACUGUGACACUGCUGAAUUCCCACAUCCAGCACCUUUUACCCGCAGAGACCCUUGGGUCCUAGUCCUCUUCCAUCAGAUGCAAGAAUGCAGACCUCAGCUCUCCUCCUUGCCCAGCGGCCCAAGCCCCAGCCCUCCUCUCCCAGACCAAGAGUCCCGACUCCUGCCCCUUCCUCUCUUAGAACCAGGGGUCUGGGCCUCCUGUUUGAACUUUCCCCUCCUCGGAAUUUGACACCUUCUGCUGCGUCAGGAGAAAAGAACAGGUGGCACCUGCCGGCAGGGUCUGAACACGACCACCUGCCGCUGCUGCUCACCCUGGUCCCAGCCCCUGCACCUGCUCCCGUCUGUCGCCUGUGGCCGCCCCACCCAACCCAACAGCCCGGGACGCCAGGGCGGAGACAGUAGGGGGACCCUCGAAGUGAGCCCGCCCCGGUCCUCCCCGCGUGUGUGCCCCGCCCCUUCUCUGGGUCCCGACAGGGUUGCUGAUCCGUGGCCCGCUACCAGGGCUCCCGCUCGUCCCAGAAAGGGGAGUCGAGGGCGGCCCCAGGCUGGUGGGGCGGAGCCUGAGGUCUCCAGCCCGGUCCUCAAGACUCCACCCGCUUCAAGGCACAGCUGAGUAGCUGAGCGGAGCCCACCUGGAUUCAGAGUCCAGACGACCGCUUCCUGCACUUUCAAAGACCCAGAGGCCCAGAUUCCAAUGCUCUCCUUAGGAUGCAGGAGUCCAUGACUCAGGUCUCCACCCCAGCCUUGGCAAUGACCCUGGCAGCCUCCUCUCAGCGCUCCCAAAUCAUCCGUUCCAAGUUCCGCUCUGUCCUGCAGCUUCGGAUCCACAGACGGAAUCAAGACUGCAUUUCAGAUCCGUGGAUCUCAGCCUCAGGCCCCGCUCUGGCUCCAGCUCUGCCCCCCGUUCCUGCUUCCUUCCUGGUCAGCCCUGGCAUCGUGUCCCCUGAGCCAGCCUAUUGUCCCUGGAGGUCUCCAAAGAAGGAAUCUUCCAGGAACUCUCAACACUGGAAGGAGCCCAAGGUCAGGGGGAACUUGACAUAUCACCUGUACAUGCCUCCGGAACGGAGCCAAGGGCCUAGGACAGAUCUCCAAGAGGAGGGGUCAACCCUGGGUCCCCCGGGGCCACCUCUGUGGGAAGAGAAAAACUCACAGAGGCCACACCCUCGGAUGAAGCCCUGCUCAUCAGGAGACUCCAGUCCCUCACCCCCUUCACACAAGCUGGAACUCCAGACCCUUAAACUGGAAGAGCUGACGGUCUCCGAGCUCCGGCAGCAGCUGCGCCUGCGGGGACUCCCAGUCUCCGGGACCAAGGCGAUGCUCCUGGAGCGCAUGCGCGGCGGCGCCCCGCCCAGAGACCGGCAGAAACCCCGGCGUGAGGACAAAGAGGCCGCUGCUCCCUGGCCGCGCCUCAAGCCCAAGACGCUGGGACCAGCCCGGCGGUCGGGCACGGUAAAGGCAAAUGCGGCGACUCGUAGGCUGAGGUUUUCUGGAGCUGCGGAUCCCCUGAGAGCAGCUCUGGCUCCAGCUCCCGCUCCGGCUUCCGCUCCAGCUCUAGCUCCGGCUCCAGUUCCAGCUUCAGCUUCAGCUCCAGCUUUAGCUCUCGCUCCAGCUCCGGCUCUGGUUCCCGCUCCCGCUCCGGCUCCAGUUCCAGCUUCAGCUCUCGCUCCAGCUCCAGCUCCAGCUCCGGCUUCUGCUCCAGCUCCAGCUCCAGCUCCUGCUCCAGCUCCGGCUCCAGUUCCAGCUUCAGCUCUACUUCCAGCUCCAACUCCCUUUCCAACAUCUUCUCCAGCCAGCCUGACUCUGGAGGAGGAGCUGCAGGAAGCCAUCCAUAGGGCGCAGCUGCUUCCGAACCGGGACAUCGAUGACAUCCUUGAAGACCAAGUGGAGCCAGAUGACCUGCUGCCUCCCAUCCCCUUGGACUUCCCUGGCUCCUUUGACGUGCUGUCUCCCUCCCCGGACUCGGAAGGCUUCUCUUCCGUCUUCUCUUCUUCACUCCCAUCCCCUUCUAGCUCCCUGUCCCCUUCUCCAAGGGCCCUCACAGAUUCCUUGGACUGGCUGGAGGCCUUGAGUGGGGGUCCACCGCUGGGCUCUGGGCCUCCAGGCCCCAGCAUCUUCUCAGCGGACUUAUCUGACUCCAGUGGCACUCGGCUUUGGGAACUGCUGCCAGAUCCAUGGUGAAGGACCCUGGGGUUUCCGAGGAGCGGUCAUCUGCACCCACAAACGCCCUCUAACUACAGAGGGCUCCAGAUGCCCUCAUCCCCUCCGGACCCACUGCUGCUGACACACAAAUGCUGGACCUGCCUACUUGGCCUCUGUGUGACCCCUCCCUCCGUCCGUGUACUUGCGGGUGGGGGUUCAUUUGCUACGGGCCAGUGCAAACAAGCUUGCCGCCUCCUUCAGAGACCUGCAGGGUGUGUGUGUACCACUUCCUCCAGACGCUGGAUGGCUGCCUGUCAUCUGGGAAUCGGAAGUUUGUGCUGUUUGGGUUCAGGAAAGGACAGGGAGAGUAGAAGGAAGGUUGACCCCUGCUCUAGUUAGAGGUGAGGGGGAUCAGUGAGUCACCACCACCUAGUGGGUGGUGGCCCUAAACUCCCUAUCACUUUGAACCUAUGAGUGUUGUGAUUAUACCUAGCUUUCUUGCUUU
Messenger RNA from Peromyscus leucopus (white-footed mouse), 2873 nucleotides. RefSeq names its product MEF2 activating motif and SAP domain containing transcriptional regulator (gene Mamstr). The record is from RefSeq and is a predicted model, not a curated record. Gene Ontology annotation, cellular component: nucleus. NCBI's taxonomy places the organism in Eukaryota, Metazoa, Chordata, Mammalia, Rodentia, Cricetidae. The coding region runs from base 938 to 2407 and encodes 489 amino acids. Gene Ontology annotation, molecular function: transcription coregulator activity. The transcript has 11 exons. Gene Ontology annotation, biological process: regulation of transcription by RNA polymerase II.